Molecule: messenger RNA, 933 nt
Organism: Peronospora belbahrii
Lineage: Eukaryota; Oomycota; Peronosporomycetes; Peronosporales; Peronosporaceae
Source: the annotation of a GenBank genome assembly
AUGCACCCUUUCGAUUCAAUCGCCGAGACUUUCAGCGUCACUCCCGUGCGACCCCGACCCGUGCUCGCCCCUCGAGUGCCUGCUAUCACGGCCCUUGCUACUGCAAGACGCUCGCGAAAGAACUGCAAAAAGCUCAAAUGGCGGGCACGUGACGUCGAGGCUUCACAAGAGUAUAACUUGCAGCUAGAUGUGAUAAAUCUUCGCCAGGAAAUUCAACGUUUGAUAGAGUACCGGCAAAUACUCCAAAUGCGGACUUUUAAUCGUCGUGAUGAUUUAGAUGGCUACUACGUCAAGGCGAUCAUGGAGUACCACCGCGUGUUCGGAAGUGGGUACCAGCCGGGAGCUGCAAUUGAUGCAACCCAAUUCAUCUUUCAAGUCAUGGACGAGAAUGUUGUCAUGGGUCGUUUUUCUGGACGUGAAGUACUAUUACAUCAAUGGGAACGAUACACCAAAGCACUUUCUGGACUGGAAUUCCGCUAUUUACACUCGCGGGUUGUGUCCGGGCAGGGGCGAACGAUUGUGACUUCGUACUCCACCUAUAAACAUUUAGUCACCCAAGACACCCUGGACAUAAUGUUUCCUGAUGCGAUGCGUCAGCACCCGAGAAUAGCGGCAAGAAUGUUGGGGCGGGUUUUUCACGGGUUCAGCCAGAUUACCUUCACGUUUGAUACACAGACGCAUUAUAUCAUUUCAUGCAGUUUUCAGCUUGAUGUACUCGAUGUGUUUGCAAACCUGCUUCGAGAACCGAAAGAUCUAUGUGCUAUUUUCCAAGGCGCUAGAAUCUCGGAGGAGUUUUUUAUUGGAGACGUGACUUUCUACCCGGAACGGUCUCCUCAAAUUGAGGAGAACGUUGGUCACUCGACAACAAAGCUCGAAGAAAAGGUGGAACCUAGAUUUGACUUGGAUUCAGAGAAAACGUGGCAACAAGAAUGA